Molecule: messenger RNA, 318 nt
Organism: Ostertagia ostertagi
Lineage: Eukaryota; Metazoa; Nematoda; Chromadorea; Rhabditida; Trichostrongylidae
Source: the annotation of a GenBank genome assembly
AUGGCAUGGGACGCAGCGGCCACGGUCGUUAAUAAGGGCGUUACAUCUGGUCGUUUCAUGGUCCCGAAAAAGUUGAUGGACGCAAAAAAGCGGACCAUAAACGAUUCCACGGACUAUGAGAUCACCGUCAUCUUCCAGGAAGGAUGGUGCGGUCCAUGGGAGAAGAAUACUGUGGAUGAAAUCUGUGAAUCAAUGUGCCCGCUCUACCACGGAGGCGCUGAAGCGAUCUAUAAAAUCACUUCCACGGCAGGACAGCUCAGUGCAACUAAAGUGGAGGACGUCAUACCACUGGAUACUCCUACCCACAAAAAUGCAUGA